Paraglomus brasilianum is the source of this 918-nucleotide messenger RNA. The record is from the annotation of a GenBank genome assembly. Lineage: Eukaryota; Fungi; Glomeromycota; Glomeromycetes; Paraglomerales; Paraglomeraceae.
AUGGCUUGCCUAUAUUGCAAAGUCAGAAAGCAGCAAAGAGAUUUGGGCCACGUAAGGAAAGAAUUAGAAGAUGAUGGAGAGAGUGGCUCCAAAAGUCGAGAUAAUGGAAGUUUUUGGAAUAGAGAAAGAGCUGCAAAUAAUGCAAGUAAUGAUGUUACCGAAAGAGGGAGAAGGUUGAGCAAUGAAGAUAGUGGUAGAGUUUCUAACAAAAUGGACGAUGAUAGACAUAGUUUAAUGGAAAUGGAUACACAAGCAUCUGCAUCUGUCACACUACCACCAGCAGUAAUAACCACAGACUCGUCUUGUACAAUACAAUUAGCCUCUAUUCCGCUACAACAACUAUCAAGACCCGUAAUCCAAGAUUUUCCGCCCGCGUUCACAUCUCUCACAAAUAAUUUGUCUACGCCGUCUGCGCCAAUGGCUGCAGAGCUGGUGAGCAAUAGCGAGACCGAUGGAGACGUUAAGAUUGACUUGGCAGGAAACGAGGAAAUGUUCAAAACCGAUGAUACAAACAGAACGAAUAGAUCUAUACCUCGAUUCGAUUCUCGGCGCGAAAUAGACGAAAUUGACGAUCUUGGUUUCUAUUCUGAACUUCCAAUGAUAAGUCCACCGGCAUACACUCCGACGGCUCCCCCAGUAUGUAAUUUACCGCAUUUGCCGAUACCAGAAUAUGAUCGACACAGAAUUCAGGAUAUGGUAUUGUAUACUUCUGCUCCCCCGAGAAGAAGGUUGCAACCUAAUACAAAUCGUGAUGGAGAGAAUGAAUCAACGUAUGCGACUCUGGCAGGUCAUAAUAAUAGUACGUCGACUGCUAACACACGAGAAAGCUCCGGACUCAAUUACCCAAGUCCUCCACCACCAAUACUAACAACCAGAAGGUCUACGGUUGCUCGGUCAAAUACACAAGAUGAUCGGUAG